AUGCUUCUUGACCAGAUCAUCGUGUUGAUAGUUGGGAUUUCAAACGUUGCGACCGCCAGGGUGGCGCAGCAGGUCCUUCUCAACCCGAGUAGCACGUCCGAACCAAAUUGGUUCCAAACAAGACCUCAAAGCUUUCAAGGACCAACGGCUACCGGGGCUGCACCAUUUCUGGCCCAAACAAACCCAGCUCCAUUUGGCCAUACAACAUACCGAGCAAAUUAUCCUUUAGAAACAUCAGAGCCUAUACACGGCGCUGGCCAACGAAAUGCGUUUCAUCACCUUGGAAACCUAAGGCAAGGUCCUUACUAUCCAGGCGAAAAGGACUGGGGGGUAGAUGAAUAUCCGCGGCCAGAUGGGUCGGAUAUUACCCAAAUGCACCUCCUCCACCGGCAUGGCUCGCGAUAUCCAACCGGUGGCGAGCACUUGGAAAAAUGGGGCAAGAAGAUUAUGAAUGCUGCCGCAGAGAAUGCCGUGUUCACUGGCAAACUUGCCUUUCUCAACCACUGGGUGUAUGGCCUCGGAGAAAACAUACUUGUAACCCGCGGUCGCCAGGAGUUGUUCGCCAGCGGGAUUCUAAACUUCUUCAACUAUGGUGCACUAUACAACAACCAGUCGAAGCUCGUGGUUCGGACCACCACCAAAGAUAGGAUAUUGAAAAGCGCCGAAAACUUCGUAUCAGGGUUCUUUGGCCUCGACUGGAGAGACAACGCGAACAUUCUCGCCGCGAUCGAAGCCAAAGGGUUCAAUACCUCGCUGAUGUCGACAAAUGCUUGUCCGAAUUCCGCCCGGUCCUUUGGCAAGUAUGCGUCGGCGCCCCGGGACCAGUGGAAGGAGAAGUAUCUAAGGCAUCGCACCAAGAAACUGCGUGAAUUGUCAGGGGAAUAUGACUGGACGGUGUCAGACAGUUACAACGCCCAAGCUGUCUGUGCGUAUGAAACGGUCAGUCUCGGGUACAGUCCCUUCUGCCCGCUAUUCAACUACGAGGAAUGGGAAGGCUUCUCCUACGCCAGUGACAUCUGGUUCAGCGCUGCGUCCGGGUUUCAAAGCCCCACUGGGCGUGCGCAGGGAAUCACCUGGGUGGAAGAGUUCAUCGCGAGAGUCGAGGACCGCCCCUUUAACGUGUCUGGUGGGCCAACUGCCGCAAAUCUGACCCUCAACGCUAACCCAGUCACCUUCCCACAUAACCAGUCGCUGUACCUGGAUUUCACGCACGACACUAUACUCGUGUCCGUGCUCACUGCCUUGGGAUUCAAGCAGUUCGCUUCAUUCCUGCCCGCUUCGGGACCUCCCAGGCAUCAUCAGUUCCGCACCAACAGGGUCGUCCCCUUUGCGUCUCGCAUCAACAUCGAGAUCAUCAGGUCGCCACAUGAGAUUAGGCAUCGUAGAUCGAGACAUCGCCAUGCGGAUCCUUAUAUUCCCGGGACUGGAGAGACGCAUUAUGUGCAUUUUCUGCUGAAUCAGCGCACGUUGCCAAUGUAUUCCAGUUUCAAGCAGUGUGGGAGAAGAGAUGAUGGCUGGUGCGAGCUGUCCACCUUUCUAGAUAUCCAGAAGAAGAGCCUGGAAAGGGCCCAGUUUGAGUAUUCAUGCACGGGGGAUUGGGAGAUCGGGGAGUACGGAUCCGUACAUGAUGGGGUCCCUGCGAAGCUAUUAUAAACGGAAUGAAUGUGAUAAUUUGUGGACUUGCUGCUGAAAAUUAUUAGUGUGCUUGAAGGGUUGAUGCCUCUCUCCAGCCAUAAUCGCAGCAGUCUGAUACUAUAGAAUUCCACUCCGUUUUGCACCACUAACAUGUACAGUAACUGCCAAGUAUUACCCAUG
Messenger RNA from Aspergillus ochraceoroseus IBT 24754, 1815 nucleotides. RefSeq names its product histidine phosphatase family protein. Lineage: Eukaryota; Fungi; Ascomycota; Eurotiomycetes; Eurotiales; Aspergillaceae. Gene Ontology annotation, molecular function: acid phosphatase activity. The transcript is spliced from 3 exons. Bases 1 to 1653 code for a protein of 550 amino acids. The record is from RefSeq and is a predicted model, not a curated record.